Molecule: messenger RNA, 4302 nt
Organism: Nymphaea colorata (pocket water lily)
Lineage: Eukaryota; Viridiplantae; Streptophyta; Magnoliopsida; Nymphaeales; Nymphaeaceae
Product: N6-adenosine-methyltransferase non-catalytic subunit MTB
Exons: 7
Coding region: 204-4250 (1348 amino acids)
Cellular component (GO): RNA N6-methyladenosine methyltransferase complex; nucleus
Molecular function (GO): mRNA binding; methyltransferase activity
Source: RefSeq, a predicted model, not a curated record
AGAGACGAAAGCAAGAGAAUGGAGGGGGAGCGCGAGCGACGGAAGGCGCUGUUUCAGAUCCCACUCGCCACUUCCUGGAUUUUCCUCCUACACCUUCCCCUCCCUCUCCCUUUACACGAAGGAACGAUGAGAUCCUAAUUCGCGAAAAUUAGGGUUCAUUUCACGGUCAUCUCUGUCAAUAGUUCCAUUGUGUUUUUGCGAAAAUGGAUGUGCCUACUCAUGAUGGACACUAUCUGAAACGUGGGUUUACAGAGGUUUCUGAACCCAGAAAGGGAGAUGCAAAUAGAUAUGAAGAAGACGAUGAAUGUGAAAAUUCUGAAAAGAAGAAGCUCCGAUCUGGCAAGUCAAGGAAGCAUAGUAAUGUUGACGACUCUGAAGAUUGGGAACGCGAAGCCAAGGGACGAGCUUCUAUGGAGCGAAAUGAGAGUAGGGGAAGAUUGAAUGGGUCGACUAGGGCAGAUGAUUUCGUAGAAGAUGAUUAUGAUGGUAGAAGAGAAUUACACUCAAAGAUGCUGAGGGAAAACGUAGAUUUUGUGGAACAAGUUAGCCAUGGAAGCAGUAGCGAGAAGAGAGAGAAGAAUGACAGGAAGCUGGGCAAUGGGUAUUCCGAUAUUUUGCCAGAAACUGGAAAAUGGAGCAAAGAUGAUGUUUCCAGUAAGAAAUACGGUCGGUUGGAGGAGGAAGUUGGGGCCCGAAAGCUUGAUGAUGACGAUGAAUAUUUUGAUGAGAAUGAUCGUCAAACAUCACGAAAACUGAGCGGAAAAGGUUCAGGUCAGGAAGGUUCGUGGAACAAAUCAAGAGCCAAACCAGAAUUUUCUGUGGGAGACCAGCCUGACAGAACUCCUGAUAAGUUAAUCAAAGAAGAGUCUGAUGAACGAUAUUCAGAGAGGAAAGAGAGCAGCAGGGAGAAAGGCCAGGGAAACCGGAGCAAUAAGCAGGACGCUCAAGAGCGGGAAAGGAACCCACGGAGGAAGUGGGAUGAACCUGAUGUGGCUAGGAAGGCUCACUUUGUAGUUGAUGAUGGUUAUACCGACAAAGAAGAUUCAAGGGGCGGGAAGGUUUCUGAUAAGCAUGAGUUCUCACGUGAAAGAGCUGUUGAUGCAAGGAUGGAACCAAUUGACACCUCUCCUAGAAACCGUAGCAGAUAUGGAGCUUCUAGCCAUGACAAAGGUGACAAAGCAUGGACUCAAGCAAGUGAAAGUAAAUCUGUCAGAUCGAGCGGUAGGGAGGAUAAUAGAGUUGAGUCCGAAAGGAGCAAGACCAAAGGCAGGUGGGAUUCACGUGAAGAGGACAAUGACGAUAACAGGAUGGUCACUGGCAGCCGUGAGCACAGAGAUGAUACAAGGGAUGAUAGGACAAGAAGACCGAAAGAAAAGCUUGAUUCCGCAGAGGAUGUUGAGUUGGGUGCCCGCAGGCUGAGCUAUAAAGUUCACGGUGAGAAACAAGAGAAAUAUAGGGAGCAUAGGGGCUCCACUCAUGGUGGGCAUGAUGAUACAGAAAGCUGGGAGAGGUCAGUUAAUACUGAUGAUGAAGGACAUACGGACAAGGCAAGAUUGAGGAAUAGGAGGGACUCUACCUGGGAAGACCUUGAUGGUAGAGGCAGGUCCGGUAAUGCGACUAGGAGCACGAGGGCUGUAAAAAAUUCAAGGAGAUCCAGAAGCCCUGAAGGAAGUGGACACUAUCGUCAAGACUCUGAAGAGCUUGAGAGAGGUUUCUCAGACGACAGAGCUGAAUCGGAUAAUGAAAGAAGCAUCAGUUUCAAAGGAAAGGAUAGAGAAAGGGAAGAAAGCAGAGAUGACAGAUCCAGGGGUAGAGGCCAUGGUUUUAGUAGGAAUAGGGAGUGGGAGGAUUCAAAAGAUGCUUGGAAGAAAAGACAAAGUAGGCAUGAGAAAGGUAUGAAAGAUGGGGAUGUAGAUUCUGACUAUGAUAAGGAACGAGAAUCCAGUAGACGCGAAAGGGAGAGGAUGGAUGUUGAUAAGAUCCAUGAAAGGCCUGCAUACAGAAAGGACAGAGGCAGAAUGGAGGGUACAAAAGGGGCAUCAAGUUAUGUAUCCGGAAAUGAAAAUCCAGAUACUUUUGCUGUUCGACAGAAGUCCAUCGAUUGUGAAAGAGAGGAAUCUGGAUCCAGUGUUAUGGUUAGGAGAGGCGAGGCAAGAGGCCUCCCUGACUUUGUUUCAGGCCUUCCUGAGGAAGAUUGGGGUUAUCCGUCCAGUGAUAGGACAAGGAUAUCUGAUGCUUAUACUUCAGGAGAAGACCUGCAGGAGCGAUAUGCUGAUGAUGGCUCCCCUCUGAUUGAUCAGAACAUUGGUUUGGAUACAGCAAGGGUUGACUGUGAUGUAGCAAAUUCUGGAAGAGGAAGGGACUUAAAGACCACUAUGAGUCCUAACUAUGCUUCUGUUGGCCAGACAGCUACUGGCAUGCCAUCUCCUUUUGGGAGCAACCAAGGAUCAGUAUCAUAUAACAGAAUAGUCCAGCAAGGAGGAAAGGUUGGCAGAGCUGGUCGAGGUGGACGAGGAAGACUGCCAACAAGAGAUGCACAAAGGAUUGGAAUUCAUGGUCCGAUGAUGGGAAACCCGUUUGGUCCUCUUGGUUUACCCCCUGGUCCUAUGCAGCCUAUAGGCCCAAACAUGUCACCUGCUCCAGGCCCUCCAAUUGGCCCUGGUCUUUAUAUGCCUCCUUUUCCUGCUCAUAUAGUCUGGCCAGGACCUCGUGGUGUAGAUAUGAACAUGUUGCCUGUCCCACCUGGUGUGUCUCAUGUUCCACCACCUGGACCUUCGGGGCCUAGAUAUGCCCCUCCGAUUGCAGCUGCUCCAGGUCAUGCUAUGUAUUUUAAUCAACCUGGUCCUGUCAGAGGCGUUUCAUCUAAUAUUCCUGCUCCUGCUUUUGGUGGUUCUAAUGCAAUACCGCUUGGACGUGGCAUGGGGAAUGAUAAACCACCUAUGGGUUGGGUGCCUCCAAGAAGUAGUGGGCCUCCUGGUAAAGCACCAUCUAGAGGUGAACAAAAUGACUAUUCUCAGAAUUUUGUGGACACAGGUAUGAGGCCACAAAAUUUUAUCAGGGAGCUAGAGCUUACUAAUGUGGUGGAGGACUACCCAAAACUCAGGGAGCUUAUUCAGAAGAAGGAUGAGAUUGUUCAAAAGUCUGCUUCUCCACCAAUGUAUUAUAAAUGUGAUCUAAAGGAACAUGCUCUUUCUCCAGAGUUCUUUGGAACAAAAUUUGAUGUGAUCCUUGUGGACCCACCUUGGGAGGAAUAUGUUCAUCGUGCUCCUGGCGUUGCAGACCAUAUGGAAUACUGGACUUUUGAAGAAAUACAAAAUCUUAAAAUUGAGGCAAUUGCAGAUACUCCUUCAUUUAUCUUCCUUUGGGUAGGCGAUGGUGUGGGACUCGAGCAAGGUCGUCUUUGUUUAAAGAAGUGGGGAUUUCGAAGGUGCGAGGAUAUUUGUUGGGUGAAGACUAAUAAAUCAAAUGCUACCCCGGGAUUGCGCCAUGAUUCUCACACAUUGUUUCAGCGUUCCAAGGAGCACUGCCUGAUGGGUAUAAAGGGGACUGUUCGCCGUAGCACAGAUGGGCACAUUAUCCAUGCCAAUAUUGACACAGACAUAAUAAUUGCUGAAGAACCACCAUAUGGUUCAACAGCAAAACCAGAAGACCUUUAUCGAAUAAUUGAGCAUUUUGCACUUGGUCGUAGAAGAAUCGAGCUUUUUGGGGAGGACCAUAAUAUACGUGCAGGCUGGCUGACGGUUGGAAAAGGUCUAACUUCAUCAAAUUUCAAUUCGGAGGGGUAUAUCAGGAACUUUGCUGACAAAGAUGGAAAAGUUUGGCAAGGAGGUGGUGGUCGCAACCCUCCACCAGAUGCACCCCAUCUUGUAGCUACAACUCCAGAGAUAGAAAACCUCCGGCCAAAAUCUCCACCACAAAAAAAUCAGCAGCAGCAGACGUCAUUCAUUUCUCAGGCCGCAUCAAGCUCUUCCAACAAAAGAGCGACAGGCAAUUCACCGGGACAGCAGAACCAGAUUGGUCCCACGCUAACGCCAUCUCCACCAGGUAUUGGCCUGAACCAGGAGGUGUCCAGCUUGAAUGUUCAGGGUGGGAUUCCAUGGGGUUCACCUCUGGGUAUAAAGAGCAUAGAGACCGGGAAUAUGAUGGCAGAUGAUAAAUUUUUUGAAAAUUAUGGGACAAAUGUAUCGUGUGGACAGGGUAGUGGGGAGCCUGUCGAUUUUGAUUCUCAGAGAACACUAAAUAUGAUGUGAUUUUUUCGUUCAUAUUCUGGCAUGGUUGCCAAAAAAAUAUCCAUUUCUCAUA